Molecule: messenger RNA, 1509 nt
Organism: Aaosphaeria arxii CBS 175.79
Lineage: Eukaryota; Fungi; Ascomycota; Dothideomycetes; Pleosporales
Product: alpha/beta-hydrolase
Exons: 1
Coding region: 307-1251 (314 amino acids)
Molecular function (GO): hydrolase activity
Source: RefSeq, a predicted model, not a curated record
UGAAAUGAGUCAAUACUUUCUAUGGCCAGAACUUGCCACCAUGUGAUUGUGAAGAUAAUUACUUGCAACGUUGGCGCGCCCAGAAUUGUCCGAAGGCCGAUAUUGAUGACCAGAUAUACGGAGUCGGACUCGGUCGCAUCGUCAAGUUGAUAAGGCGUGUACAGGACAGAACCACUUUACCCAGCUAGGCCAAGCGAGUAUAAAUAAUACGACAGUCAGUACCACUACUGGAGGGGCAAACACGACUUCAACUCCAAACUAUCACACUCACCUGAUCUAGUCUGUGGCAGCAAGAGAGACGACAAAAUGACAGCGAGCCGCUUCGACCAGUUCGACAUCUCCCAGGAUACCUAUAAAGUGGUUGGGCAACAUGAGAUUCACGCCUACACUCUUAUUCCCAAGGGCACUGAACCAGGCCGGUAUCCGCUGCUUGUCAAGUGGCACGGCGGUGCUCUGGUGAACGGUGAUGCUAUCUAUCCGGAUUGGUUCUCUUCCUGGCUGGUUCCAUUCAUGCUGCGCAACAAGGCAAUUGCGGUGCUGCCCAACUAUCGCCUCCUACCUGAACACAAUGGAGCCGACAUCAUAGAAGAUCUGGAUGAUUUCUGGAAAUGGGUAGAUUCAGGAAAACUGGCAGCUGGAAUAAGAAGUUGCACGCCAGGCAUCAUGGUCGACCUCGAUAGGGUCUGUGUUGCGGGAGACAGUGCAGGAGGUUUCAUGGCACUGUCGUCCGCCUUGAGAUUGCCCGAGGGAAGGAUCAAGUCUGUCCUUGCGCAAUACCCGAUGACAAGAGAGCUGAACCUGGAUGUUAGCGAUGAAUUCAAGGACACAGAUCCACCUGGUCCGGAAGUCAUCGACGAGUACUUGAAAAGUCUUGAACCCGGGGCGGUCGUCACCUCUGCGUUUCCGCCGGAGAAGAUGCCCAUCGUCCAUGCACUUUCGAUUCAUGACAAGUACAGACAGUACUUUGGCCUAGAGAACGAGGCCCUUUGGCCGAUCAAUGCAAUCGAGAAGGCGAAGAAAUUUCCUCCAACUUUCAUUUUCCACGGAACGAAGGAUACUGCCGUCAGCGUCAACGAUAUUAGGGCGUUUGUGAAGAAGGCGAAAGAAUUCCUAGAUCAGGGAGAAGCUGAAAAGAUCAAAUUGCAAGAGGUUGAAGGUGAGAACCAUGGCUUUGAUGGGAAUCUCCGCGAGGAGGAAGUCCCAUGGUUGAGAGAUGGGUUGAAGUACGUGGAGGAUGCAUGGAAGGCAUAAGAGCGAUCUCUGUGAAUCAUGCCACGAUGUUCAUACCUGGAGAUUCAACCUAGGGAUGGGCAGAUUUGAAUUGAUCACCAUUAUAAGUGCUAUGAGACGAGAAGUUUAGGUAGAUGAAAUGCAAUUCGAUGAAUGUUCGAAUUAUCCGCUUACCCGAUUGGGGAUCCAAAUACUUAUCCGAGGUAGUUACUACUGGUGGGUGUUCCUUCCUCCGUGCACGUGCCAAGUUACGUGCUCUUUAGCAGCAGAACUUUUCCG